AUGACCUCAGAAGAGUCUCCAUUGCAAAGGAUAUUGAAGAAUCUUGGACCUCAAACACCAAAGGAUUAUGGAUCGGCUAAAGCAUAUGCAGAUGAAGUGAGGAAAUGGCACAUAGACACGUAUAACUGGUUAAAUUCUCAACAUCAGCAUUAUGUAUCUACAAAUCAAGUUAAUGUAAGUUUGUUUUGCUUUUUUAUUUCUAUUUUUAGGAUGUAAAUGUUGCUGAGGAGGUUUUAAAUGGUAAUAACAAUGGUCUGAGGCAUCGUGGACCGGCUGUUCGUCGAGUAUUUCAAUUUGUUAUACCAAGAAAUCAGAUAGGUGGUGUAAUAACAGAAGAAUGCGAGCUGGCGACAUCGUCACGCAGACUUAUUGCUGAAGCUACUGAUUUUAUUCUUUUAAUGUUUCUGAAGAUGGUUCUGCUUUAUGUUUUGAUGGAUCUCGAGCUAAUGUGAGUUUUAUAUAAAGAACUUUAUGAGAGCGUCAGAUGAGCCAUGGUUAACAUCGGUUUUGAUGCGUCUUUCAUUGAAUUUUGAUUGAUAUGGCUUCAGUUUCGUAUUAAUAGCUUUAUUAGUAUCUGACGGUCAUUUUGAUGUGAAUUUUAGCGUUUAUCAUUAACUUUAACAUGCGAAAAAUAUGAUUUUAGAGACCUGGAUUACCUGGAAAACUUGUUUUCGGCUGCCAGUGAUUUCGACACGUUAAUUAAGCUUACCAGGAGUUUGUUUUAUGCCGAACUAGUGUCUAAGCUAGUUUCAACGAUAUUCGAAGCUCUGUUUGUUACAUAUGGUUUUCGGAACAUACCGAGAGGAAGUACGCCAGGCAAACAUCUUCUGGGAUUGGAGAUCGUUCAAUAUCAAGAUGUUUCUGAUGUGAACAACCGACCAGGACAUGUGAGGGUUGUUAGGACACCUUUUGUGUUUUUUAGGCAGUGAGUUUUUUAUAGUUUUAUGUUGUAAUCAAUCUGUUAUAUUGUAGUAUCUUUGAGUUUUGGCAAACAUCGUCUUAAAAUUUAGUUUACAAAGUUAAAUAAGGUUAGAUAUAAUGUGUAAAUGAUAUUUUAAUAAAGAUGAAUGUUUCAGCUCAAUGAUCCGCUCUUUUAUGAAAAACAUGUGCAUCAACUUUUUUUUCCCCAUCAACAUCUUUUGCUACGGAUUCAGCCACAACCGUGCCAUCUACGACUUUUUUGCCAAAACCCUUGUGAUCCAACGAAGACCGGUCUAA
Molecule: messenger RNA, 1218 nt
Organism: Bursaphelenchus okinawaensis
Lineage: Eukaryota; Metazoa; Nematoda; Chromadorea; Rhabditida; Aphelenchoididae
Source: the annotation of a GenBank genome assembly